Messenger RNA from Triticum dicoccoides, 864 nucleotides. RefSeq lists its product as uncharacterized. Bases 1 to 864 code for a protein of 287 amino acids. The transcript is spliced from 4 exons. NCBI's taxonomy places the organism in Eukaryota, Viridiplantae, Streptophyta, Magnoliopsida, Poales, Poaceae. The record is from RefSeq and is a predicted model, not a curated record.
AUGCAGUUCAUUUACAUACUACCUGGUUGGGAGGGUUCUGCACAUGAUGGUCAUGUUCUUAGAGAUGCCAUCUCAAGGCCAAAUGGGUUGCGUGUCCCUGAAGAUCAAUAUUAUCUUGUCGAUGUUGGUUACACAAAUGCGAAAGGAUUUUUAGCUCCAUACCGUGGUCAAAGGUAUCACUUGGGUGGUUGGACAGCACAGAACCCACCUCGUAGUGCAGAGAAGUAUUACAACAUGCGGCACGCCAGAGCCCGAAAUAUUGUAGAAAGGUCUUUCGGAAGACUCAAGGAUAUGGAUGUAGACACCUCAAGUACGUCUUGUGGAAGAGGCAAGAAUAAAAGGACGUGGACUUCGGAUGAGGAUGAUGAACUUAUUAAAGCCUUGUAUGAGUUGUCUUUGGACCCAAGGUGGAAGGCAGAUGGUAGCUUCAAAAAUGGAUACCUGGUGGUAUUGGAGAAGCACCUUGCUGAAAAGUGCACGGGUUGUGGUACCUCUGCAAUUCCACACAUUGAGUCAAGAGAGAGGCACUUUAGGACAAAAUUUUGUGCUCUUGAAGUAACGUUAUCCAAAAGUGGUUUCACAUGGGAUGGAAACUGGAAGAUGAUUCAAUGUGAGAAGGCACAGUAUGAAGCACAUUGUAAGAUUCAUAGUGAGGCAAAGGGAUUGUAUGGUGUCCCAUUUCCAUACUUUGAGCAGUUGGCUGCUAUUUAUGGCAAGGACAUAGCAACUGGAGAAAAUGCUGAAGGCUUUGGUGAGGCAGUGGGAAACUUGGAAAAUGAAAUUGCUAUAGAAGAAGAGGAACACGAGGAAGAGGACAUGAUCUCAACAGGGACAGCUAGAUGCUUUGAUAACAUCUACCUCUGA